Molecule: messenger RNA, 2139 nt
Organism: Trematomus bernacchii (emerald rockcod)
Lineage: Eukaryota; Metazoa; Chordata; Actinopteri; Perciformes; Nototheniidae
Gene: tmed8
Product: transmembrane p24 trafficking protein 8
Exons: 6
Coding region: 272-1084 (270 amino acids)
Cellular component (GO): Golgi membrane
Source: RefSeq, a predicted model, not a curated record
UAUAUUUCGGGGGGGGGGCUUUCUAUAAUUUUCCAUAAGCAGAUGUGUUCAACAGCCUUGGAUGUCAAUGCUCAGACUCGCAGUUUCGUCAACGUUCGAGAAAAGGCGGAAGUGUCAACAUUUCAGGGUCUGUUUUUUCCUGAGAAGCAGCAGCACACUGGAGAGACCCGUCACAUGAUUGCAGUGAUAUGGAGGCGCAUUUCCUGAUAGCCUGAUUCGGACCUAAGUAAAACGGGGUCGAGUUUUCAUACCAUUAGCGUGACAUCGUGCCAUGGAGGGAUUAGAAGCCACAUCAGAGCUCCAGUCGCGGCUGUCAUCCCUCUCCUUCUCGUCUUUCCCCGGGGUAACAUCCAAGCAGAGCGACACCAGACCGCUGGACAGGCUCCAGAACACAGACCUUUCACAGAGCUGCAACCGAAUCCAAAACCAAGCUGAAAUGGAUGAAAACAAGGAGGAUUCAGUGCAACAUUCUGAGGGUAAUGAAGAGGCCCCAGCAGAGCGGGCCCCGGGGGAAGGAGAUGAGGAGGAGAACAACAGUGCUGGGAGCUGUCAGCUCUCCGCUGAGAUGAAAGCCCAGAUGCCACCCCUGAAACCCCCAACUACGUGGACAUCUGCUGCACUGAAGGAGCUGAAGGCAAAGCUUCGAACGGAGGAUGACAGCGUGGUGACAGUGUACCGAGGCGACAUCAUGACAGUUCACGUGCCCACUGUCCCUGAAGCCAAAAAAGUAUGCUGGGAGUUUGCCACAGAUGGUUAUGACAUUGGCUUCGGUAUAUAUUUCGACUGGAGUCCUGUCACAAGCCGCUCUAUCACUGUGCACAUCAGCGAGUCAAGUGAUGAUGAAGAAGAAGAGGAGGAGCUUGAAGCACCCGUCGGUAACGGAGAUGUUGAGAAAGGCUCCAAAACUCAAACCAACUCUAACCUGGCUGAAGUCUUACCUGUAUAUCGCCAGGACAGUCACGUGUCUGUCCAGGGGGGGAGCCACGAUUUUCCAGGUGAAGGCACUUACCUCCUGAAGUUUGACAACUCCUACUCACUAUGGCGAAAUAAAACCCUCUACUACAGAGUUUAUUACAGUGCCUAAGAUGCAAGUUUAUGAAUGUAUAAUUUACAAUCAAAUACUACUCUUAGGAUCGAUGAACUAUUUUUGAUUCCAAUGUUGGGGAACAAGAUGAAGUUAUAAUAUAGCAAAAGAUAAAAUAUAAGUAUAUCUAUUUUUAUCACUUUCAGCUUGUGUUGCCACAUGUUGAAUUUAUGAUCAGAUAGUUUUUAAUGCAACAUUUGCUCCAAUGUCUUGCUGAGAGAUAUUUGAAGAAGCCUUGCAUAUCAUGUGCCAUGUUCCUGUGUAUGCACUGUGUUAUUUAGUCAAGUGCCCGUCAUAAAACAUAUAUUGUCUUCAGCUGUAACAUUUCUAUGGUAGCAGUGAUCAGGGAACACCUGCACAGAAUAUAUUUCACAAAGACCGGUGCUUAAUCAGCAGUGCUCUAAACAUGUGUUUUUGUUGCCUGUGUGUGUGCAUACACCUUCUUUGAUUAUGUUGCUUUGAUGUUACAUGCAUUUAUCCUUCUGCUUUGUAUCGUAAUUUAUUUGUAUGUGUUUUAUUUAAUCACGUGAUAAUGAGGAAUAUUAUGAUAUAGUACAAAUCUGUGCACGGAGCCGUCUACUGUGUGGAGUAAAAAUAUAUAAGUUGAAUGUACUGAAGCAAGUGGUAACUGUUUUACAGUGUGCUUUUUAUGACACAAAUAAAAGCCAUCCUUAUCACAUAAAGCUCUUUAUUAUGUAAUAUAGAUUCAAUAUUUACAUUUGACUCCCUUAUAUUUGCUGUUUUGGAGGUAGGGAGCAGUUGUAAUACUUCUUCUUACUGUAUUUUGUCCACAGUUCUUUGUAAGAAAAUGUGAAAGUGUUUGUUUUUUUGCAUACUUUAGAAUGAUUAUGUUGCUUUGUUCCAAAUCGAUGCUGCCACACUCACUUGUGCACAUGUUCCCAAAGAUGGCACAGAUCUGGCUGCUAAUGGAGUGACGUUGUAAAGCAUCCGGUUUAAAGCUUCCCAUGUUUGCUUAUUCAACCUGUACUGUAAGUUAAGGUCACAUUUCUUCCUAAAAAUUUAUAUUCCACAAUAAAGACAAAAUUACGAUUUUC